Molecule: messenger RNA, 2082 nt
Organism: Carcharodon carcharias (great white shark)
Lineage: Eukaryota; Metazoa; Chordata; Chondrichthyes; Lamniformes; Lamnidae
Product: collagen alpha-1(I) chain-like
Exons: 2
Coding region: 1-2082 (693 amino acids)
Source: RefSeq, a predicted model, not a curated record
AUGUCCCAAAAUCUCUACCUGGCUUCAUUGCCCCAGCAACCAGCUGAAAUAUUCUCCCCGCUCUUUUUACCCACUUUUGAAAGAGAAACACUCUCAGGAUUCACAGGUCUGUUGAUAUCCAGCAGAUUGAGUCCAACAGGACAUCAGAGGAGCCCUGCCAGGCCCGAGGGGACAUUGCCAGGCCCGAGGGGCAAGGCCAGGCCCGAGGGGCAAGGCCAGGCCCGAGGGGCACUGCCAGGCCCGAGGGGCAAGGCCAGGCCCGAGGGGACAUUGCCAGGCCCGAGGGGCAAGGCCAGGCCCGAGGGGACAUUGCCAGGCCCGAGGGGCAAGGCCAGGCCCGAGGGGACAUUGCCAGGCCCGAGGGGCAAGGCCAGGCCCGAGGGGACAUUGCCAGGCCCGAGGGGCAAGGCCAGGCCCGAGGGGACAUUGCCAGGCCCGAGGGGCAAGGCCAGGCCCGAGGGGCAAGGCCAGGCCCGAGGGGACAUUGCCAGGCCCGAGGGGCAAGGCCAGGCCCGAGGGACAUUGCCAGGCCCGAGGGGCAAGGCCAGGCCCGAGGGGCAAGGCCAGGCCCGAGGGGACAUUGCCAGGCCCGAGGGGCAAGGCCAGGCCCGAGGGGACAUUGCCAGGCCCGAGGGGCAAGGCCAGGCCCGAGGAGCCCUGCCAGGCCCGAGGGGCACUGCCAGGCCUGGGGGGGGCACUGCCAGGCCCGAGGGGAGACAGCCAGGCCCGGGGGGCAAGGCCAGGCCCGAGGGGCACAGCCAGGCCCGAGGAGAACGGCCAGGCCCGAGGGACACUGACAGGCCCGAGGGGAGACAGCCAGGCCCGAGGGGCACUGCCAGGCCCAAGGGGCACUGCCAGGCCCGAGGGGAGACAGCCAGGCCCGAGGGGAGACAGCCAGGCCCGAGGGGAGACAGCCAGGCCCGAGGGGCACUGCCAGGCCCGAGGGGAGACAGCCAGGCCCGAGGGGAGACAGCCAGGCCCGAGGGGCACUGCCAGGCCCGAGGGGAGACAGCCAGGCCUGAGGGGAGACAUCCAGGCCCGAGGGGAGACAGCCAGGCCCGAGGGGCACUGCCAGGCCCGAGGGGAGACAGCCAGGCCCGAGGGGAGACAGCCAGGCCCGAGGGGAGACAGCCAGGCCCGAGGGGCACUGCCAGGCCCGAGGGGAGACAGCCAGGCCCGAGGGGAGACAGCCAGGCCCGAGGGGCACUGCCAGGCCCGAGGGGAGACAGCCAGGCCCGAGGGGAGUCAGCCAGGCCCGAGGGGAGUCAGCCAGGCCCGAGGGGCACUGCCAGGCCCGAGGGGAGACAGCCAGGCCCGAGGGGCACUGCCAGGCCCGAGGGGAGAAGCCAGGCCCGAGGGGCACUGCCAGGCCCGAGGGGCACUGCCAGGCCCGAGGGGAGACAGCCAGGCCCGAGGGGCACUGCCAGGCCCGAGGGGAGACAGCCAGGCCCGAGGGGAGACAGCCAGGCCCGAGGGGCACUGCCAGGCCCGAGGGGAGACAGCCAGGCCCGAGGGGCACUGCCAGGCCCGAGGGGAGACAGCCAGGCCCGAGGGGAGACAGCCAGGCCCGAGGGGAGACUGCCAGGCCCGAGGGGAGACAGCCAGGCCCGAGGGGCACUGCCAGGCCCGAGGGGAGACAGCCAGGCCCGAGGGGAGUCAGCCAGGCCCGAGGGGCACUUCCAGGCCCGAGGGGAGACAGCCAGGCCCGAGGGGCACUGCCAGGCCCAAGGGGCACUGCCAGGCCCGAGGGACACUGCCAGGCCCGAGGGGAGACAGCCAGGCCCGAGGGGCACUGCCAAGCCCGAGGGGAGACAGCCAGGCCCAAGGGGAGACAGACAGGCCCGAGGGGCACUGCCAGGCCCGAGGGGAGACAGCCAGGCCCGAGGGGCACUGCCAGGCCCGAGGGGAGACAGCCAGGCCCAAGGGGAGACAGCCAGGCCCGAGGGGCACUGCCAGGCCCGAGGGGCACUGCCAGGCCCGAGGGGAGACAGCCAGGCCCGAGGGGCACUGCCAGGCCCGAGGGGAGACAGCCAGGCCCGAGGGGCACUGCCAGGCCCGAGGGGGCACCAGGAGAUUGGCUGA